This is a messenger RNA of Oryzias melastigma (Indian medaka), 1136 nucleotides long. RefSeq lists its product as uncharacterized. Gene Ontology annotation, molecular function: protein binding. NCBI's taxonomy places the organism in Eukaryota, Metazoa, Chordata, Actinopteri, Beloniformes, Adrianichthyidae. The record is from RefSeq and is a predicted model, not a curated record. The coding region runs from base 127 to 891 and encodes 254 amino acids. The transcript has 6 exons.
GUUUUUUGUUUGCCAGUUCUAAAAUAUGAAGAUAGCGCCGACUUCUGGUCAAUUUAAAAACGGCGGCUCUAAAAAUGCGGAAGCGUUAAGUUUGUCUCUUACGGCCUCCCGUAGAUAAUCGCAGUCAUGUCUGCCUCCAUGGCCGUCCUGCACAGAUGCUGCCAGCGCUCAGCUCUCCUUGUUGCUAGGCGACAGUGGAUCUCCAGCUCAGCAUCUCGUCCUCCUCUUGUAUCGAGGCUCCUUCUUUUCCUCACGCAGAGAUUUUAUGAUGUAGAAAUGCUCAUCAGCUGGAAGUCUAACUUUAAAAGAAGCCAGCUCCAGAAAAAGAACGCGUAUUAUGGCUUCACUGAAAGCUUUUAUGGGAAAGACAUCGCAGCAGCGUACUAUAUCUUAAAGCUGAGGGGAGGAUUUCGGUUUGUCGGCCAGUCCGACUGGUUCCGUGCAAACAGAAGGGGAAAGUUCAGCUGGGAUUUCCUACAGUUCAAAAACACUCCUCUGGAGGAAGUAGACAUGAGCCACACUCUUGUCAACUACACUGGACUAACUAACUUAGCGACACAGAAACAGUUGCGGACUCUGAGGUUGAGAGGCUGUCCUGAGAUUGAUGACUGGUUCCUGGCGAGGCUCCACAUCUUCCAGGAUUCUUUGGAGGAGUUGGACAUCUCAGAAUGUCCACGGAUCACCACGGGAGGGCUAGUUGCCCUCAGAAAUCUCAAGGGACUGAAGCUCCUGAACGUAUCCUCUCUCCCGAGGGUCUCAAGUCCUGGUUUGGUGAUUAUCCUGUUGGAAGAGAUGUUACCUCAGUGUCAGAUCACCGCUGAGGGCUACAACCACAGCCUGAGGGGGGCAGAUGAAGAGGACAUGGAGAGCAGAAAGAGCCUGAAUGUUUAGAUCAGCUGCUUAUGGACAAACGACGGAAUUUUCAUCAGUUUAUGUGGAAGCAGCAGAAAAAAAGGGAAAAUUGGACUUCAGAAAUUCAGUUUGUAAAGAACUUUGUUGUUAAGAGUCCACACUAUUGUGUACAAUAAUGUUUAAAUUAUUAAAAUGACUUUAUUUGGUGAGAACUUUAACAUACAAUGAUGUGUUUAUGGGAGUUGAGUUUAAACACGAUUGUAAAUAAAGAUUGUAUAGAUGUU